AUGUCGGGAUUUGUAGUGCCAGAUCCUGCUGUGCGGAAUUCCGACAGCGACAUCGUUCAUCCCAUCAAGGUUGACGAGAGUGGGUCGUUCCUGUCCUAUGAUUUGUCUCACCGAGCCAUUCAUAGGAGGUCUCUUUCCCCCGGGAACAAUUUUCUCGCCUUUUAUGAGCUGCAAUACAAAGGACAAGCCCUGAAAUUCAACUUGAGCCUUAACAGCAACCUGCUGGCGCCGGGGUUCGUGAGCGAGCGGCGCUUCGGGGGCGUCGCGCGCGCCCAGAUCCGGCCCCGCGGCUCCGACUCCUGCCACAUGGUCGGGGAGGUCCAGGGCCGGGCGCCGACACGCGGCCCGGCGGCGCUCAGCACCUGCGACGGACUGCAAGGCGUCUUCCGCCUCCAGGACGAGGACUACUUCAUCGAGCCRCUGGCCGGCCGCUCCGGCGCGCCCGGCUCCGCGCAGCCCCACAGGAUUUACAAGCGGGAAGCCCCGGCGCGCGGCCGAGCGGGAGCGGCGCCGGGAGCCGGCCGGGAGCCCGCGCUGGGCGCAGCGUGUGGAGUCCAAGAAUCUCAGGAGAAUCUGGAGAGGUCUGAGAAGCGGAGGGAAAGAUGGGAACAGAAGCAGCAGCGGAGGAGAAGGAUAAAGCAGCGCUCCAUCAGCAAGGAGAAGUGGGUGGAGACGCUGGUGGUGGCAGACACCAAGAUGGUAGAAUACCAUGGGAGCGAGAAUAUAGAGAAGUAUGUGCUGACCGUGAUGAACAUGGUGGCAGGUCUCUUCCAUCACGCCAGUAUUGGGAACCCCAUCAACAUUGCUAUCGUGCGACUCAUCCUGCUGGAGGAGGAGGAGGAGGAUCUGAAAAUCUCCCACCAUGCAGACAACACCUUGAAAAGUUUUUGCAAAUGGCAGAAAAGCAUCAACAUUAAAGGAGAUUCCCAUCCAUUGCAUCACGAUGUGGCAGUCCUGCUCACGAGGAAGGACAUCUGCGCAGCGAUGAACAGGCCCUGCGAGACGCUGGGCCUGUCCCACGUGGCAGGAAUGUGCCAGCCCCACCGCAGCUGCAACAUCAACGAGGACACGGGGCUCCCGCUGGCCUUCACCGUGGCCCACGAGCUCGGACACAGUUUUGGGAUUCAGCAUGAUGGAAGCAGCAAUGACUGUGAGCCAGUUGGGAAAAGACCUUUCAUCAUGUCUCCACAGCUCCUGUACGAUACGUCCCCGCUCACCUGGUCGCGCUGCAGCAGGGAGUACAUCACCCGCUUCCUCGACCGGGGCUGGGGGCUGUGCCUGGACGACCCGCCGGCCCACGAGGUGCUCGACUACCCCUUGGUGCCCCCGGGCGUCCUCUACGACGUGGGCCACCAGUGCCGCCUGCAGUACGGCACCUACUCCACCUUCUGCGACGACAUGGACAGCGUCUGCAACACGCUGUGGUGCACGGUGGGGAACACGUGCCAUUCCAAGCUGGACGCUGCCGUCGACGGCACCACGUGCGGAGACAACAAGUGGUGCUUCAACGGCGAGUGCGUGCAGGUGGGUUUCCGCCCGGCGGCGGUCGAGGGCGCCUGGGCGGCCUGGAGCUCCUGGUCGCGGUGCUCGCGGAGCUGCGGCGCGGGCGUGCAGAGCGCCGAGAGGCACUGCAGCAACCCCACGCCCAAGUACGGGGGCAGGUACUGCCUGGGGGAGCGCAAGCGGUUCCGCAUCUGCAACGUGAAGCCGUGUCCCCCCGACACGCCGUCCUUCCGCCAGAUCCAGUGCAGCCAGUUCAAUCCCAUGCCCUAUAAAGGAAAGCUCUACAAGUGGACGCCAGUGCCAAACAACAUUAAUCCGUGCGAGCUGCACUGCCGGCCGGAGCACGAGUACUUUGCCGAGAAGCUGCGGGACGCCGUCAUCGACGGGACCCCGUGCUACGAAGUGAACGCCAGCCGGGACAUGUGCAUCAAYGGGAUCUGCAAGAAGGUGGGCUGCGACUACGAGAUCGACUCCAGCGCGGUGGAGGACCGGUGCGGCGUGUGCCACGGCAAYGGCUCCACGUGCCACACCGUGCAGAGGACAUUUGAGGACAGCGAGGGGCUGGGGUAUGUUGAUAUUGGGAUUAUCCCCGUCGGAGCCCGGGAGAUCAGGAUUGAAGAAGUGGCAGAGGCAGGGAACUUCCUGGCCCUGCGCAGCGACGACCCGGAGAAGUACUUCCUGAACGGCGGCUGGACCAUCCAGUGGAACGGGGAUUACAAAGUGGCUGGCACUACCUUCACCUACGCAAGGACGGGGAACUGGGAGAACCUCACGUCGCCAGGGCCCACCGUGGAGCCSGUGUGGAUCCAGCUGCUGUUCCAGGAGAGGAACCCGGGCGUGCGCUACCAGUACAYGGUGGCCAGGGAGGCGGAGAGCGGCCACGGGCCGGCGCGGGCCGAGUUCCUGUGGCGCUACGGCUCCUGGACGGCCUGCACGGCCACCUGCGGCUCCGGGCUGCAGAGGCAGACGGCGCGCUGCGUGGAGCGGCUGGCCGGCAUCGUGGAGGAGAGGCACUGCGACGCGCGGAGCCGGCCCGACGACCUGCAGCGCGCCUGCAGCGAGGAGCCCUGCCCCGCCAGGUGGUGGGUUGGCGAGUGGCAGAAAUGCUCCGCCACGUGCGGCGAGGCCGGCGUCAUGAGGAGGACGGUGCUCUGCAUCCAGAGCGUGGGCAUGGACGAGCAGAGGGCUUUGCAGCCGGCAGACUGCCAGCACCUGCCCAGGCCCGAGGCCACCGCGCCCUGUCACAGGGAGGUGCCCUGUCCCUCCCGGUGGACUGCUGGCAACUGGUCCCAGUGUUCGGUGACAUGCGGAAACGGGACACAAAGGCGCCCUGUUUUCUGCAGCAACAAUACGCGAGCAACUUGUGAUCCUGCCCAAAGACCAACCUCGGAAGCUGUUUGCUCUUUGCAGCAGUGCCAGAAGAAAUCAGAAAACCCCAACACUGACUGGUCUGGCAGCGGGUCUUCCAGCAGAGAAAUAUUGAAUGAAAUACAUUACAUUCCCAAUAACCAUAUUGCUAAAUUUAACCCCUUUAUUCCAAGUAUUCCGGAGUCCAAUGAUAUCAUAACUGAGGAGGACUUUUCAUCCAGGAAGGGAAAUUUCUUUGUGGAUGACUUUUAUUACGAUUAUAAUUUCAUCAAUUUCCACGAGGAUCUGUCUUAUGAUCCGUUCAUUGAAAAAGACACGGAAAGUGAGGGAGCAAAGCCGGAGCUGAGCACCAACAACGUGGAAGAUGCUCGGGGGGUGCCUGCCGAUGACCUGCACCCGCUAAAGCCUGCAGGAGCCAAGGAGGAAAAUGCAGUGGGCAGUGAAGCAAGUGCUCCUGCUGCAGGGCAUGGGGAAGAGGAGAAGGAGCCGGGCGGCCUGCUCGGGAACGACCUCCCUGUCGUGGCCCCGGAGCACGGGGUUAUCAGGACGGCUGCUCCCGGCUAUGAGGAUCCCUACGGUGCAAGUGCUGAGAGGGGAGAAACACYGAGAAACUCCGGAGACCUCCCUGGCAUCCAGAAGCCACACGAGUCUGUAACCAGCGCUGAUAACCUGCCCGCUGAUAACGCCCCGAGGGCCGUGCUGACAGGYACCACUUCCAGGCAGGACCUGCCAGGCAGCAGCCUCCCCACCACAUUCCCUUAUCUGGCCAUUCCCACCCCGCCGGGGCCCGUGGGCAGGGGCAGCACUGGAGGGGACGAUGCCCAGGACGGGCUCAAACGCAGGGAUGAGGUUGGGAGCGAAGAGGCGGAUCACAGAAGUGCAGAGGCUCCUGGUGACGCCGGCAGCGAGGAGCGCCCUUGGACUGGCACUGCUUGGAAAGGCCACGAACGCUCCCGCAAGGAGGGUUUUGUCCUCCUUGGUGACGGUAACGCCGCUACCUCCAGCCCCAGGGAGCAGGGAGCGUGGGCAGGGAGUGUGCCAGCCGGGGAGGCUGCGAGCACGGGCACCACGGCAGCGCCCAAGGASCCUCCAGGGCCUCUCCCGGCCGUGCCGAGACCCGAGCAGGAGACGGUCAAGGCCAGCGAGGAGCCCGAUCCCGGUGCAAUUCCCCAUCCCAGCCCGGGCAGCAGCGAGCCAGGGACUGGCAGGGUCCCCACAGUGGCACUGGGUCUCCAACCAGAGCCCCACGGUGCCACUGCGGUGCCCUGGGCCACGCCAGUGACCAUGGUGGCCCUCCCAGCAGCAGCAUCCCUGCCUCCCCACGUACCGGCACCAGCUCCUGGCCUCACAUCCAGGGAUGCAGCCCCGCAAGGUGCCCCCACGCCACCCGUGCUGAUGCCUCCGCACCCGAGCCCCGCUGCGCGCCCAGCAGCGGUGCCACCCGCCGAGCCCACCCCAGCACCAUGGGCCGCGCGGGGACCCGACGAUGCGGUGAUGGAGCCGGUGUCCCCGAGCACGCGGCAGGCGCCCGGUGCAGCCCAGCCCAGCAGUGCUACCCCACGGCACCACUCGCCACGGGGAACCCCAGGGACACUUGAGGAUGGCGGCGGGGAGCGCGAGAUASCCCAGGCCACCCGCAGCCCCCAGCGGCACUGGGACACGGAGAGGAUGGAGGAGGAGGUGGGGGAUUCCUCGCGCCUGCCGUCGACCACCACAGCAGCGCCUGCAGCGCCCCGCUGGGAGGUUGGGAACUGGAGCGAGUGCUCUGCCACGUGCGGCGUGGGCGCCAGCUGGAGAGCCGUGCGCUGCAGCUCGGGCAGCAGCGAGGACUGCGUCGCGGCCAACAAGCCUGUCCCUGCUCGGAGGUGCUCCCUGAGACCGUGCGCGUCGUGGCACGUGGGCAACUGGAGUAAGUGCUCCAGAAACUGCGGCGGGGGCUGGAAGGUGCGGGACGUGCACUGCGUGGACACGAGGGAGCAGCGGCUCCUGCGGCCCUUCCACUGCCAGCCCGUGCUCCACAAGCCGCCCGCGCGGGCUCCGUGCCAGAGCCAGCCCUGCCUGCACUGGUACACGUCCUCCUGGCGAGAGUGCUCCGAGUCGUGCGGCGGCGGGGAGCAGCAGCGCUUGGUGACGUGCCCGGAGCCGGGGCGCUGCRAGGACACCCUGCGGCCCAACAGCACGCGACCCUGCAACACCCACCCCUGCGCCAGAUGGGUGGUUGGAUCCUGGGGACAGUGCUCGGACACCUGCGGCGAGGGCGUCCAGCGGCGCCAGGUGAAGUGCAUGGACACCAGGACRGGGGCCGAGGAGGACAGCAGCCUCUGCGAGCACGAGCGCCGGCCCGAGAGCACGCGGCAGUGCAGCCCGCAGGACUGCGAAAGCGCCGAGGCGGGCCCCGCGUGCCAGCGCGCCCGCCCGAGCUCCGCACCGUGCCGCCCGCCGCGCCGCUGA
This is a messenger RNA of Nothoprocta perdicaria, 5322 nucleotides long. RefSeq names its product ADAM metallopeptidase with thrombospondin type 1 motif 7 (gene ADAMTS7). The record is from RefSeq and is a predicted model, not a curated record. Gene Ontology annotation, molecular function: metalloendopeptidase activity. Lineage: Eukaryota; Metazoa; Chordata; Aves; Tinamiformes; Tinamidae. Gene Ontology annotation, biological process: proteolysis; extracellular matrix organization. The coding region runs from base 1 to 5322 and encodes 1773 amino acids. The transcript is spliced from 24 exons. Gene Ontology annotation, cellular component: extracellular matrix.